AUGGAGAUUGAAUCAAAAACCCAAGAGAAGACCGGGUUGAUCAACCUGCUGAUGAGGGGGUUGAUCAAGGGCAAGCUGUUAGAGUUAGCCAAGAAGGCAAAGAAGACUAUCCAAGAUGACCCGAGGAGAAUUAUUCACUCUCUCAAAGUAGGAUUGGCUCUCACGUUGGUGUCCUCCUUUUACUACUUGAGGCCAUUGUAUAAUGCUUUCGGGGAAUCGGGCAUGUGGGCUAUCCUAACCGUGGUGGUUGUUUUUGAGUUCACAAUUGGGGCCACCCUCUCCAAGAGCAUAAACAGAGGCUUUGCAACAUUUCUUGCCAGUGCUCUAGGCAUUGAAGCCCAACAAUUGGCUUGCCUACUUGGACACAAAGGACAAUCCACUGUUCUUAGGCUCUUUGUCUUCCUUCUUGUGACGGCAUCUACAUUUACCACAUUCUUUCCAAAUAUAAAAGCAAGAUAUGACUAUGGAGUCCUGAUAUUCAUCCUGACAUUCAGUUUGGUGGCGGUUUCAGCUUAUCGGGACGACGAGAUCUUAGUGCUUGCCUACCAACGAUUGUUGACCAUUCUAGCCGGCGGUGCAAUAUGCAUAAUCAUAUCCAUAUUCCUUCACCUCGUUUGGGCUGGCGAAGAGCUCCACAAUCAAGUUGCUGCCAACUUAGAUAAGCUUGGGAGCUUCCUAGAAGGAUUUGGAAACGAAUGCUUUAAAGAUACUGGGGAUAUUGGACAUAGUCGUACCAUUGCUGCCAGGGAAGAAAAGCCAUUUCUACAAGUUUACAAAGGCGUUCUCUGUUAG
Diospyros lotus (date-plum) is the source of this 792-nucleotide messenger RNA. RefSeq names its product aluminum-activated malate transporter 8-like. Lineage: Eukaryota; Viridiplantae; Streptophyta; Magnoliopsida; Ericales; Ebenaceae. Gene Ontology annotation, biological process: malate transport. The record is from RefSeq and is a predicted model, not a curated record. Bases 1 to 792 code for a protein of 263 amino acids. Gene Ontology annotation, cellular component: plant-type vacuole membrane. The transcript has 4 exons.